This is a messenger RNA of Chelonia mydas (Green sea turtle), 1095 nucleotides long. RefSeq names its product chromosome 3 C6orf58 homolog (gene C3H6orf58). The coding region runs from base 1 to 1095 and encodes 364 amino acids. The record is from RefSeq and is a predicted model, not a curated record. Lineage: Eukaryota; Metazoa; Chordata; Testudines; Cheloniidae. The transcript is spliced from 6 exons.
AUGGUCCUACCUGACAUGUGUGUGUUCCUGGGGCAGCACUCUCUUCUCCUUGUGCUACUGACCGCCGUUGCUCUCAGUCCAACAACUGUGGUAGCACUAACCCAAGAGGAUGUCUGCAAAAACGAUGUCUAUCCUCCUCUGUGGCAUCAGGCUCCUGGAAGCAUAGAGGAUUUCCCAGUACAUGGCAACAAAAUCUUCAUCAGUGCCUGGAACUAUCUAGAGAGACUGGGAGUGUAUAAGAUCUUGCUCAACUAUUCAGCUAAAUAUUUCACCACAUCUGGAUCAAAUAAUGUUGGCAAUAUCCUAUGGGGCUUGCCUCUGCAGCUUGGCUGGCAAUAUCAUACAGGCAGGCUAGCAGAUCCUUCCAAUGUUACCACCUGCAGCCAUGGCGCUGGACAGCAUCUGUGCAUCUCUGUGCGAAGCUGGUGGGCCUCUGUGAAUUACUAUCUGAGUAUUAUACCAUUUCUGGGUGCCACGGAAGCUGGUUUCUUUGGACAGUUGCAACAUGAGAUAAAAAUAUUACCACCAGAAGAGCUAAGAGCAGAUUUCUGCUACAGCACUGCUGACUGCCGUUCCCGCAUUCCAAAAGUCAUGGAUGCAUGGAAGGCUUAUUUUGAGUAUCUAUUAUCCACUGAACAGAAAUCUGAAAGGCCCACAGCAUCUUCCUUCUCAAUAGAAAAAGAUGAAGCAUUGCAUUACUUGUGGGAAGCACAUGUAGCAUCCAUUGCUUAUGCAGUUCCAAAGUUCAGAAACAGCUUAAAAUAUGUCUCUGGCCCCGAAGCAAGUUUUGGGGAGAAUUGGGCUAAUGCUGUGGAUUUCAUUGCGGCUACACAUUUUUCAGCAGAUCUACAGAACACAAACUAUUUCCAGGCUUUCUUACCACCGCGGAUGCUAUCUGAACGUGAUAAAGCCCCAUUCAUUAGUGACUUCAGUCCAGAGCAGAACAAAGUCUUGCUUUCAUUUUGUGUUCUUCACAAAACAAAUGAAUUGACAGAUGAGGACAGCCAUGGUCAGUCUGAUGUCUGCUUGGAAAGGGCUUCUGUAGCUAGGGACACCUGCCAAUCUACCCUGAAAUACUUGAGGCCCACUGAGUAG